AUUCAUUGAUACCGAGUGCAUAAAUUAUCAUCGUCGAGUUGAACCAAGUAAACGAAUUCUAGAGAAAAUGGCAUUUUUCAAAGUAAGUUAUUUAGUCGUACUAGUGACGGUCAGUGCAGUGCUAAGUCAAGAACUCAAGACCGGCGGAAGUAUAGAAUCGGCUGAAGAGAAAGAUGAUCUUGAAGGAGCAGAAACGAUAGUUCUCGGCAAAAAGUUGUUGCUCCUUGGAGGAUUAGGUCUAGGUGGAUCGCUUGGUGGUGGGUUGGGAGGUGGAUUAAGUGGAAUCGGUAGUAGGUUGGGUAGUCUAUUGGGUGGUAGUCAAAGCGGCAGCUAUGCUCCAACAUAUGCUACAAGCUACGUAGCUGUACCUGCUCCUGAACCCGCACCGAUUGUAUACUCGGCUCCAGCUCCGGCCCCAGCUCCAGCGCCUAUUGCUUAUGCCGCUCCAAUCAGGUACGCAGCCCCGGCUCCAGUUACGUACUCGGCUCCGGCUACCAUCACGUACGCAGCUCCACCACCUCCACCACCACCAGCACCAAUUCCAAUUACCUACUCCGCGCCUGCUCCCGUCCAAGAACCAACAAUUUCCUAUCAGCUCGUUGGAUACCUGCAGCCCGCCCAGCCUCAGCCCGUGACGUACACAAGUCAGGUUACCUACAGUCAGGGCCCACCACCACCACCACCAGCCCCUCUGGUUUCACUGCCACCAUGUGAUCAUUGAGAUUUUCGGAAGCCAAGACAACAAGUGUUCAUAACUCCCAUCACCGCCAGUUUCUCUAGCAGAGAUACUAAAAUGCUCUUAUAUCAGUAGCUGAUAUUACGUAAUUUUAGCAAUUUUUUCAACAACAAAUUUGUGUACGUUUUAUGUGAGAAUAUACCAUUUAAAGAAAGCUGAAA
This is a messenger RNA of Armigeres subalbatus, 897 nucleotides long. RefSeq lists its product as uncharacterized. NCBI's taxonomy places the organism in Eukaryota, Metazoa, Arthropoda, Insecta, Diptera, Culicidae. The transcript has 2 exons. The record is from RefSeq and is a predicted model, not a curated record. The coding region runs from base 68 to 721 and encodes 217 amino acids.